This is a messenger RNA of Saccharomyces eubayanus, 648 nucleotides long. RefSeq names its product Pet18p (gene PET18). The record is from RefSeq and is a predicted model, not a curated record. Bases 1 to 648 code for a protein of 215 amino acids. Lineage: Eukaryota; Fungi; Ascomycota; Saccharomycetes; Saccharomycetales; Saccharomycetaceae. Gene Ontology annotation, cellular component: cytosol. The transcript has a single exon.
AUGAGCAGCACCACCGAUAAACUACUCCAAAAACACGAUUCUCUUUUAAAAAGAACUACAGAACAUAAGUUCACCAAGGAACUGUGUUCAGGUACUUUAAAUGAUCGUAGUUUGUACAUCUAUUUAACACAAGAUCUCCUGUUUUUCGAGACCGGUUUAAGAUUGAUAUGUAAGACGACUUCUUUAGCGCCAACUACCAAUGCAUUGAUUACCUUAGCCAAAAAAAUUGGUUUUUUUGCUAACGAUGAAAAUUCAUACUUCCAUGAUUGUUUGGAAUUAUUAGCACCAUCCCUGAGUAAGGAAGAAAGAGCUAACUUUGACAACAAGAUUAUUCCUGGUAUCGAUACUUAUAUUAAGUUUCUAGAAGAUUUCACAAAGGACAGCUCAGUUACAUGGGCAUCCUUAAUAACCUACUUAUGGAUUUGUGAAGAGAGUUAUUGGAUAUGGGCUCGUGACACUCCAAGAGCUCCAGGCUUGCACUGGAAACAUCAAAAAUGGAUUGAUUUACAUGAUGGUGAGCACUUUCAAGUCUGGUGCGAAUUUUUAAAAGCUGAGGUCGAUAAGUUUUCCGUUGAAGAAGUUGAAAGCGUGUUUACAAGGGUCUUGCAAUUAGAGUUUCAGUUUUUUGAAACUUGUUACAACGCUUAG